AUGAAUUUACAGAAGUUAAAGUGCCAGAGAAAUGGUAUUAAGAAAAUCAUCGAGCGAUUUAUCGAGAAAUUAGCAGAGGCGAGAGAAGAAGAUUACAUGAUAGAGUUCGAUGCUACCUUAGAGACUGUUCAGAGUAAAGUCGACAUUCUCCAGAGCCUGAACGAGAAAAUUCUUGCACAAACCGACGUAGAUGCCACAGAGGACGAGAUGGUAGAAUCCGAAGAAUAUACACUCAACCUAGAAAUCAGAUUACGCAAAUUCAAACGAUAUACCGCAGAAAGAUCUAGUCACAAAGAUAAAGAAACACAGGAAAUCGAUAUCCAACCCCGAGAUACGAACCGCAUAGAUGAAAAUUCGUCAAACCACAGUAAGCAACCGCCGUCAUUACCGCCGUCUUUUCCGUGCAUGAGUACAUCGAACGCAUCGCAAUUCAGUAGACUACCUAAGCUCACAUUGCCAAAGUUUGAUGGGGACCUAUUACAGUGGCAAUCUUUCUUGGACUCAAUUGACUCGUCAGUUCACAGCAACAUGAAUCUAAGUGAUGUGCAGAAAUUUGGAUACCUUAAAGCCCAAUUAGAAGGUACAGCCGCCAUGACAGUCGAGGGUUUCGCGCUCACCAAUGCAAAUUACAAAAGAGCAGUGGAGUUAUUAUGUGAAAGAUAUGGUCAACAGAACAAAAUAGUUCAUGCCACUAUGCAAGCGUUACUGAAUCUACCAGCACCUUCAUCUACGAUCAGCAGUUUAAGACAUUUUUAUGAUAAAAUGGAAACUUACAUCCGAGGCUUGGAAUCAUUGGGUCAGAGUCAAGACAUGUACGGCAGCCUUCUCGUUCCCAUAGUUAUAGACAAAUUACCCAUAGACUUGAGAAAAAAUCUCGCCCGUGUGAAUGAGAAUAACGACUGGAUAAUUCAAGACCUGAGACGUGCGAUCAACAAGGAGAUCAACAUUCUUCAGACCGGAAGUUCGAAUCACAGACCGGAUGUCGAUGCACACAGACCAACUGCGCUGUUCUAUGCCGGAGCUAGAGGUAAGAACGCUUCAAAUUUUAGUGCAUCAAAUUCAAAUGAACAAUAUAAACAGUCUGGCAAAUGUGCGUUUUGCCAAAAAGGUCACCAUAGCAACGAGUGUAGAACUUUUCCCGACAUGGGUACGAGAUUAACUGUUGUAAAGCAGAAACAGCUUUGUUUUAAUUGUCUGGGCAAACAUCAAAUUUCACACUGUAAAUCGAGAAAAACUUGCCGUUUCUGUAACAAAAGACACCAUUCGAGUAUUUGUUCUAAAAAUACAGCAUUCCGCAGGGAUCCACCGAAUAAUUCGGAAGCAGCCGUAUUUUACGCAAAAGCAGGUGACACCAGGCCCGAUGUGUUGUUAAAAACUGCUGUAGCCGAGGUUGGAUUUGACCAGUUUACGACAACCGCAAAUAUUUUAUUUGAUGAAGGAGCGCAGAGAACCUUUAUUACUGAGAAACUUGCGAACGAUUUACACUUACCUCGUACUGGCACUGACGUUAUUCGUGUGGCAUCGUUUGGGAACCAGUACCAAGAUAUACGGCACAUGGACAAAGCUGAUAUCUAUUUGAAAACAGACUAUGGUAAAAAGAUAAAAAUGCAUGUGCUUAUAGUGCCUACCAUUGCCGUUCCGUUUCAAAAUAGAAUCCAGAAAGAAGCAGCAACGUUACCUUACCUACAGGGGCUCAGACUUGCACAUCCGGUUACGACUGAUGACGUAUUUGAAAUUUCCUUGUUAAUAGGUGCGGAUUAUUAUUGGCAGAUUGUACAAGACAGAGUGAUUCGUGGAAAUGGUCCCACAGCCGUAAAAUCCAAGAUAGGAUAUUUGUUAUCAGGUCCCAUGAACCAUCAUUCUACCCCAACACAUGCAAACUAUAUCAUGAAUGUUGUAACAGCGCCACCUACAGCAGACGACAUCGAGCGGUUCUGGAAACUUGAGAGUUUAGGCAUAUCGGCAGACGAAAAUGACAUAGCUGAAGCCAACGCAAUGAGAGAGUAUCAACAGUCACAUAUAUCUUUUAAUAAUGGUAAAUACGAAGCACGGUUACCAUGA
Molecule: messenger RNA, 2061 nt
Organism: Mercenaria mercenaria
Lineage: Eukaryota; Metazoa; Mollusca; Bivalvia; Venerida; Veneridae
Exons: 1
Coding region: 1-2061 (686 amino acids)
Source: RefSeq, a predicted model, not a curated record